CGACACGAAGGGAUCGUGCGGCCAGAGCCCGGCACCGGGAUCAAGGUGCACUUCAAGGACGCCAAGGGAGGGCUGAUCAAGACGGUCGAGGCGAACGAGGGCGACGACAUCUUGGCGGUCGCGCACGAGUAUGACAUCGACCUGGAAGGGGCGUGCGAGGGCUCAGUGGCGUGUUCGACGUGUCACGUGAUCCUGUCGCCGGAACACUACGAUCUGCUGCCCGAGCCAGAGGACGACGAGAACGAUAUGCUGGACAUGGCGUUUGGGCUGACGGACACGAGCCGGCUGGGGUGCCAGGUGCGGCUGAGCGCGGCGCUGGACGGGGUGACUGCGACGCUGCCUGCUGCGACGCGGAACAUGUUUGUGGACGGU
Messenger RNA from Heterobasidion irregulare TC 32-1, 372 nucleotides. RefSeq lists its product as uncharacterized. Gene Ontology annotation, molecular function: 2 iron, 2 sulfur cluster binding. The transcript is spliced from 3 exons. Lineage: Eukaryota; Fungi; Basidiomycota; Agaricomycetes; Russulales; Bondarzewiaceae. The record is from RefSeq and is a predicted model, not a curated record. Gene Ontology annotation, cellular component: mitochondrion. Gene Ontology annotation, biological process: P450-containing electron transport chain; positive regulation of oxidoreductase activity. The annotation marks the transcript as partial.